This is a messenger RNA of Trichoderma reesei QM6a, 1667 nucleotides long. RefSeq lists its product as uncharacterized. The record is from RefSeq and is a predicted model, not a curated record. NCBI's taxonomy places the organism in Eukaryota, Fungi, Ascomycota, Sordariomycetes, Hypocreales, Hypocreaceae. Bases 99 to 1661 code for a protein of 520 amino acids. The transcript has 2 exons.
GGCUGGAGCUGGCCUUACCCACUAUCUGUCCAUCAAUCAAUCAAUCAAUCAAUCAUUCAAUUCACGCUCUGUCGUGUGUCCAUCACGGGCAGUCAACCAUGUUCGGAUCCUUUGGCUUGGCAAACCUGCCGGCCAAGGUCAAGGUAGCCCCCGAGGACAUCCCGCCUCCAACGACCAUUAGUCUUCCUCGAUACCAGCCUUUCGUCCAAGAUGACGCGCCAGUCGAUCCGGAGAACGCUCUAUCUAAUCUUCUCAAAUGCACGGGCCGAACCUCUGCUACCGCGGGAGCCCUUGGACUUUCUGCCAUCGGAUUUGACUUGAGACUGGACGUCGAAGUCGACGACCUGAUCCCCGAUCCAGCCGUUCUCCCGGAUUUCGAGAGGUGGGACAAGCUCACGCUCGAGGAGGCUCGAGAAAUGAAGCAAUCAGAGCGUCGAUUCUUGGCCAGCGGCAAGGAGCAUCCUGGGAGUCUCGUCUACAUAGAGCGCCGCAGGGAGCUUUCUCACGACAACGAGGAAGCGUUCCGCACAGUUCGUCGCCUGGCGCCACCCAAGGGGAUGCAACAGCCUCGCCUCGGCAACGCCUAUGAGUUCUUCCGCUGCCUCGAGUUCUUCACCAUGUACUGGGACGACCCGACCCGGCCCCCUUCACUCCCUCCAUCUCCUGAGUUGGCACCGACAGAGAACGGAGAUGCCGCCACCGCCAAGGAGUCACCGCCACCACCAAACGUACGAACCUCGGAUGGAAGUUCAAUGCCUCCGGAGUAUCGCCAACAUCUCAUGACAGCCUUUAUCAAGCUCGUCGCGUAUGACUUUGGCUGUAACGUCUCCAUGUCUCGAUUGGAGCCAAGACUGCAUCUGAGCUCCCCAGAGGGCCAUCCUAGCCCGCGAAAGUCAUACAGCCCCUCCAACUGUCAGUUUAUCUUCCAGAGUCCAAUGACACGGGAAGCAGCACGCAGCGGCCUGGUGUAUGGCCCAGUUGGGGCGGUGAGUACGCGCCCGAUUACAGACUUUACCACACCUGAUAUCGAGACUGCACAGUCUCUCGACCUAGCUCGAGAAGUGGUGGCAGCGCUCAUCACAGCCCAACACAGGGCUCGCGAAGGCAAGACCGAGACGCGGUUUGGUGAGAACCAGUGGUGGACUACCAAACCGAGAUGGGGCGGCGGCCCGGGAGGCCCCAUCGGUCGAGAAGCCGACAUGGAUCUGCCCUCCGGAGACAAAGAUGCUGCGCCUGGCGACUCUGAGAGAGCGGCUCGGCCCGCUACGAAGAAGGCCCGGAAAACCAUGUCCGCAUACGACGCUUAUCGUAUGGUCCGGCCGCCGGCCUAUACAUGGGACAAGAAGGCCCGUUACCAAGCCAUCGGCAGGCAGAAGGGCGUCGAUUAUGAUGACAUCUUUGUGAUCAGCUCUGUUCUCCACCACGUGUCCAUCCUUCGGGUGCGAGUGCCCGAUCGACUCUUGGAUGUGCUCGCGGGCUCUCCCGAGCCGGACGUAACACGACGCAGCUGGGGAAAGGUGCAGGGAUGGCGAAGUCGAUGGUUCGACUUCUUCAAUGCCGAGCAAAGGCUUGAGGCCAUGAAGACGCUCUGGGCCGUGAUGGAAUAUCAGAUGAGGAAACAGCCAACAGGAGACGAAGACGUCGAGAUGGCCGAGAAGUGAGCAUUU